Camponotus floridanus (Florida carpenter ant) is the source of this 4062-nucleotide messenger RNA. RefSeq names its product lachesin. NCBI's taxonomy places the organism in Eukaryota, Metazoa, Arthropoda, Insecta, Hymenoptera, Formicidae. The record is from RefSeq and is a predicted model, not a curated record. Gene Ontology annotation, cellular component: neuron projection. The transcript has 11 exons. Bases 432 to 1727 code for a protein of 431 amino acids.
AUUACUUUAAUCUUCUGGUUUUACAAUUUGUGUUAUUGUACAUGUACUAUACAUGCAUUAACAAUAGAGAUAGCAUUACUGUAACGAGUGACACAUAAUUUUCGUCUCGUGUAAGCGUUACGUGAAUUGUGUUUUUCGUGUUGCUUUCUUACGAUAUACAAAAGUGUAUCUCUCGUGAUUAUUUCGCGAUUGAAAGUACCGUGCAAAGUCUCGCGAUCGUUGCGUAUACAACUAAUUAUAAUGAAUCGUGUUUUCGCGAGUGAGUGUUAUGAGAAAACACCAAGGGAUAAACAACAGAGGAAAAACAGAUCUGGAACAGCAUCAGGCAAUGCGUAUAUGAUCAACAUAACUGACAACUUGAGACAACGACAAAGGAAAGACAUCCUUACACCGGCGGGGCAACUCUAAGCUGGAUCCAUGAUUGUGGCAAAAUGGUGGAUCGGCAAAAGGCACUUCUGAUGGUGUUAUUGGCGCUCCUGAUUUAUCCAAACGAUAUCUUUGGAGGCGCUUUUCAACCCGAAUUCUCCGGCCCUAUCACCAAUCUAACCGUACCACUCGGGAGGGACGCCACUUUCACGUGUCUGGUAAAACAUCUAGGAGGUUACAGGGUCGGUUGGGUAAAGGCGGACACGAAGGCGAUUCAGGCGAUACACGAUCACGUGAUCACGCACAACAAGAGGGUAACCGUGUCUCACAGCGAUCACAGUAUGUGGAACCUUCACAUCAAGGGCGUCCAGAAAGAGGACGGCGGUCUUUAUAUGUGUCAGAUCAAUACGGAUCCCAUGAAGAGUCAGACAGGUAUGCUGUCGAUUGUCGUGCCGCCUGAUUUCGAUCCUGACGCUACAUCGAGCGACAUGAUGGUAGGCGAGGGCGGCCAGGUGAAGUUAACGUGCCGGGCGAGAGGCGUACCCGAGCCGCGCGUAUCCUGGCGCCGAGAAGACGGCAGGAACAUUAUAAUUCGGGAGCCAUUUGCAGGAAGCGCCCCGAACCAGAAGUCUCACGUGUCUUCUGUGACCGAGUUUUUGGGCGAGGAGCUGAAACUGACGAAGAUUUCGAGGAACGAGAUGGGGGUUUAUCUGUGCAUCGCCAGCAAUGGGGUUCCGCCCGCGGUCAGCAAACGUAUUUAUAUCAACGUUCAUUUUCCGCCGGUGAUUCACGUACCCAAUCAGCUGGUCGGUGCGCCCUUGGGGACGGACGUGGUCUUAGAAUGUUUCGUCGAGGCGUCCCCGAUGUCGAUUAACUAUUGGGUCAAGGAUCCGAAGGGUGCGAUGAUAAUAACUAGCGUCAGGUACGACGUGCAAGCGGUGCCGAAGUCGCCGUUCGAGGUCCGGAUGAUCCUCACCAUCCGGAAUCUGCAGAAACACGACGUGGGAACGUACAAGUGCGCGGCCAAAAAUUCCCUCGGCGAGGUCGAGAGCAAUAUUCGAUUAUACGAAAUCUCCGGACCGACGAAGACGCAGACGUGGCCGCCCUUCUACGACGAGGAGGACGAAGUGGUAUACGGCUCGGCGGAGGUGGACAAGGCGGACAACAGGCCGCCGACAGACAACACGGUUUACGGCCGCGUGGGUCCACUGGUCACACCGUCCUCGGCGAUCCGCAUCGGCAAGAAACGACCCAUGAUCAACGCCAAUUCGGCCGCCGAUGCUCAUCGACGAUGGCUGCCCGUCGUCCUGUCACCCCUGGUAUCGCUGACGAUCGUCUGUCGCAGAUGGUGGUGGUGGUGAUGAUGGUGAUGGUGAUGAGGAACGGGAAAGAGCCGAGGAAUUUCCAAGGAUCGGGUCGAGGCACACGUCGUUGGUGCUCACGUUCGCACGUCGGUCUUAUCGUGGCGCGAUUUCGGCGACAAACGUAAUCCACUUUCGAAGAAGUGGCGCGAUCAACGUUGCAGGCUCACGAAGUUGUUUCUAUUGCAGACCCGUUGCAGCGAGUUUUGCGAGGAGAAAUAUGUCCGCAACGCGCUUUAUCAUUGGCUGCGCGAUCGGAUUUUCAAGGGAGAUUCGAUGCCAAAGCAAACUACUCUGAUCCUAUCUGAUCAGUGAGAUAAAAUCGCACGGAGUGAAUCAUACGUUACGUUGCAAAUUUCAUGUCCGGUAGCCGGCUUCGCGUGAAACAAAAGCUUUAAUCCUCAUUGGCUAUUCAGCAGCUUGCUCGGCUCUACGCAGCAAAAACAACUUCGAAUGGGCUUAAAUCACCGCUGCUGCCGCCGACGUAUCGUCUUCCCUGAGUGGCUUAUUCGUAAUUCAUAGACUUAAUCAAUGGAUCGGAAGCUCGCGAAAGGGAUGAACCACGUGGGUCUGAAGACAAGGAUUUACAUCGCGGGACUUAUGUAUCUUGAUCGUUGUACUUGGUGAUUGGAUCGAAGAAUCGAUCGGUGAGUGCUAAAUUAAUUAAAUUCAGGGGUCAAAUUCGAAUUAUAAGGUAGGUUCUAUUUUCGAUACUAUUAUAUUGUCAUGAUCAUUAUUAAUUAUCAAAAAUGUCCUAGAUUAUUUUAUUCUUAUGCAAUAUUGAACAAUCUUAUUUUAAUAGUAGAGUCUCUCGUUUUACUUAAUUUCAAGAUAGCUCGAGAAAAUCAAGAUUAAUUAAAUUAAUAAUUUACAUUACGUACAUUACUUAUAUUGCAAAUUUUAUACAAAAUUGACUUUUCUAUUUCUGUUCUGUGGAAGAAUGAAUUAUUGAUACGAUCGCGUGAACGAUCGGUUAAGAUAUUCAUCUAGCGAAUAUAUAGGCGACGUCUAGAUAAUUGCGUGAUAAUAAAUAAAAAAUGGCGGUCAUAAUAAAUAAAAAAAAGACGCAAAAGAUAAGGAAAAAAACCCAAAAGCGGUGGUAGAGGCCAAAAGAUAGAUAGACGAAGAGAGCGACAAGGAGAUAUAUUUAUUUCGAAGUGAAAAUGAUAUCGCGGAUCAAAGAUGCGUAACUCCUCAGCUUUAUUGGCAAUAAGCUGCGUGAUAUGUGUAUAUAUGUACGUGUGUAUUAUAUACGGACACGCUCGCAUGUGUAUAUGUGUGCAUACGUCAGGGUAACUAACACGUUCGUGCCAUCUUAUUUCUCUCUCUUUUCCUCCACCCAUCUUUGUACGUUCUUCAAUCGUGCAAGCCGCAUGACGUAGCGUUCUUUAAGCACCUAUCGCGAUUUAGACGAGUAUCGAAAAUCUUAAAUUGAGUUUCGAUCCGAAAGUGACAAGACGUAUGUCUUGACGGAUGCUCUCGAUCUCGAAUCGAUCGAAUCGAUCGAUUGCGACUCGAAGCUGAUCGCUCACAUCUGUGAAUCUGUCCUCUUCGUAAAAUUUUUUUUCCCUCUCUCUCUCUCUCUUUCUUUCUUUCUCUUUAAUUUUUUAACUAUUUGUUUUUUCGAAUGAAAUUUUGAAAACAGCUAAUUCUAAUUACAAUAAACGCUUUCGAUGGCAAAACUCUCCAAUCAACGUGAAAUCAAGUAUGAUUUUGAAGAAAUGUUUAUUUCAAGAGAGCUCUUACUUUUCUAAAUGUGAUUCUCGAUAUCAAAAUACUGCCAUAGUAGCGGAAUGAAGACUUUUCAAUGAUCGUUCACUCGAGAGUUUUGCCUUCGAGAACGGACUUUCGAUAUUAGAACUUUCAUUCGGUUAAAAUAAAUUUCAAGAGGUAUUUAUAUUUGAACUUUAACGUAACCACAACUGUUGACUAUAAAGAUUUAAACUAAACUUAAAAGAGACGUUACAUAAGACUCUCGUGCUUCCGAGCUGUAAUUUCUAAAAUUGCAAAAUAAAAAACAUAGUAAAAGUCUUAAAAAUAUACGUUUACGAAAGGAAAAAAAAUCGACGAUUUUGACAGUAGUUUUAAAAGGAAACUUUCCUAUGUAAAUAAAAUAAAAAACCUAGGAAAAUAUAUAGUUCUCAUUUUCUUCUGAUGAUUGGCUUAAUGACAAGACAAUAAAUUUGAUAUUUCUUGCAUUUAUUAAAUGUACGUAUAUGACAUUAAAGAUCUUUUACAGCUAUAUAGUACGUGAGGUUAGAUUUAGAAGGAUAUCGUUGAAUUCAUUUUGUUUACAUAUAAUAUAAUGCUAAACUACAAUUAAUGAUAAAAAAAU